Dendroctonus ponderosae (mountain pine beetle) is the source of this 2258-nucleotide messenger RNA. Its product is annotated as putative inorganic phosphate cotransporter. The transcript has 8 exons. The coding region runs from base 59 to 1471 and encodes 470 amino acids. NCBI's taxonomy places the organism in Eukaryota, Metazoa, Arthropoda, Insecta, Coleoptera, Curculionidae. The record is from RefSeq and is a predicted model, not a curated record. Gene Ontology annotation, molecular function: transmembrane transporter activity. Gene Ontology annotation, biological process: monoatomic anion transport; transmembrane transport.
CUUUAACACUUAGUUUUUUUUUCCAGGCUGGUUCGGGACAAGACACUUCGUCACUUUAAUGCUGUCUCUUGGCAUGGCCAAUGCCUAUGUUAUGAGGACCAACAUGUCCGUAGCUAUUGUAGCUAUGGUGAACCACACAGCUAUUGCCAUUGAUGACGCCGCCGCAACAGACAAUGUAGCUGUGUCUGAAUGCGGCGUAACUAUUGACAAGAAUUCUUCGUUAACAUCACCUGAAGCUGACGGUCAAUUCGUGUGGCAAACCGAUAUACAAGCCUACGUUCUGUCCGCAUUUUUCUACGGAUACGUUUUGACGCAAAUCCCAGCAGGAAUUUUGGGCAAAAAAUAUGGGAAUAUCCGCUUUUUGGGCAUCGGGAUGCUGAUCAACUCGGUGUUUGGUCUGCUCGUGCCCAUUGCGGCCGAAAUGGGCCUCGGAUGGCUGCUAACUGUGAGAUUUAUACAAGGAUUAGGCGAGGGUCCGAUUGUUCCGUGCAGCCACGCUUUACUUGCAAAGUGGAUCCCCCCUAACGAGAGGAGCCGCAUGGGUUCGUUCGUAUACGCAGGAGCGCAAUUGGGUACUGUCAUCUCCCUGCCUCUUAGUGGGCUCCUUUCGGUCUCACAAUGGGGCUGGCCUGCAAUCUUUUACGUUUUUGGAGCUGUUGGCACCGUAUGGUGCAUCACCUUCCUGAUCUUCGUCAAAGAAGAUCCCGAAUCCCAUCUUACCAUGGAUCCGGUUGAAAGAGAAUAUAUCCAGAAGUCUUUGGGCACUAUCGUGGGAAACACUAAGACUCCACCGACUCCAUGGCUGGAUAUAGCAAAGUCCUUACCUUUCUGGGCCAUUCUUUUGGCCCAUAUGGGCUACAAUUACGGCUACGAGACCCUGAUGACCGAACUGCCCACUUAUAUGAAGCAAGUUCUCCACUUCAGUAUUAAAGAUAAUGGCUUUCUAUCAGCUUUGCCCUACUUGGCCAUGUGGAUUUUCUCCAUCAUGGUCAGUCAGAUCGCCGAUUGGAUGCUGACUAAGACCUACUUCAGCUCAACUCUAGUCAGGAAAAUUUUGAACAGCAUCGGCCAAUUUGGACCGGCAAUCGCUCUGUUUAUUGCUGCUUUUACUGGAUGCGACAAAUGGGUAACAGUCACCCUUCUCACCAUUGGGGUCGGUUUGAACGGGGGUACCAAUUCAGGCUUCAGAGUGAACCAUUUGGAUAUUUCUCCGCAAUUUGCCGGCAUUCUUAUGUCUUUCACCAACUGUAUGGCCAAUAUUGUAGGACUGAUGGCACCCAUUUAUGCCGGAUUUAUGAUCAAGGGAACGCCCAGCGUCGAAAAGUGGAGGAUUGUCUUUAUAACAGCAUCUGGAGUUUACGCGUUUUGUUGUACGUUUUAUUUGCUCUUUGCAUCUGGUGAAAGACAACCGUGGGACAAGCCUCAAGAAGAAGAUAAAGAGCAAAAAGAACAAAAAGAACGUAUGGUUUGAUGCAUGAAAACUAGCUGGAAGCCAAGUUUAGUUUCUCGUUAUCAAUCAGACAAAACAAAAAAUCUCCAAUAAAUGCUAUUGAAAGACCUCUAGACUAAAAACGCCAUUAUGUUUAACUAAUUUUCUAGCGGCAGAUUCAUGCCGAAGUGAAGUGCAUAAUUUUCAGGACGAUAAACUAAUAUGAAUCAAGUGUUUUGAGAGAAAAUUGCACAUGUUUGUGAUUGCGAUAUUAUUUAUAUGUAUAUGCCUUAAUUAUGCUCAUUAUUUGGAUGUUCAUGAAUGGGUUGUAGGUAAAAUAUACACAUAUUUUUAAUAAGAGAAGAACUGUGAGUGUUAAUGAAGUGAUUUAAGUAAGUCUACAUUUUCAGUUAUAAUUUAGGUACAACAUACAUAUAUUUUUGUUAUCAUAUGUCACCCUUUAUAUGGUACUUGUUUAUUUAUAUUUAUAUUAUGAACAUAAUACAUUUUAUCUUCAAAUAUCAGACGCCUUGAUCAGAGUGUUGAUUCGGUUUUAAGCUCAGUCGAAAAGAAAUUGCAUGUGCGUAAAGUACACAAUUUGCAUAAAGUGGUUUUAUUUUUUCAACAUGGCAAAUUUUGUAUUUAAAAUUCUAUAGAAAAUCCUGGCGAUUUAUAUUGUGAAACCGGGUUUACUAAACUCAUUUUAGGACAAUUUACAGCAGCAAAAUCAUUGCCAUUGUUUUGAACUUGCAUAAAAUGUAGCAACACUCUUUAUAAUAAAUUGUACUAGAUUUUAUAAAAUUGAUGAAAAUAAAUAUUUUUCUACGAA